Molecule: messenger RNA, 1056 nt
Organism: Mycena indigotica
Lineage: Eukaryota; Fungi; Basidiomycota; Agaricomycetes; Agaricales; Mycenaceae
Product: BTB domain-containing protein
Exons: 2
Coding region: 1-1056 (351 amino acids)
Molecular function (GO): protein binding
Source: RefSeq, a predicted model, not a curated record
AUGGCCACAAACGCCGCCCACCCAUUCGCCCCCGCUCCGCGCAACGAGACCGCACCCAGACCCGACGUCGUACUCCGCAGCAGCGACGCCCCGCCCACCGACUUUUACGUACACAAGGCCGUGCUGGCGCUCGCUUCUCCCGUCUUCGCCGACAUGUUCUCGCUGGCGCAGCCUGGACCCGCUGUGACGACUGACGGAAACGAGGCACUGCCUGUCGUCGAUGUUUUUGAGCGAGCGGCUGUUCUAGACAAGGCACUGCGCUUCUUCUACCCGAACGCCUCAUCCUUUCUGGAUGGAGAAGACCGCUCGUUGUACCCGCUGGACGACCUCCGGUUAGUUCUGGAAGUCCUGGUCUCAAAAUACCAAGUGGACUCCGUUACGCCGUUAGGCAAGCGUUUGCUCCGGGAACAUCUUUCCUCAACGGCCAAUGCUGACGUUGUCGGCGUCUUUGUUGUUGCAUGCGGACUGCGUUGGCACGACAUCGCGCGAGAAGCCGCCUGGGCGUCCCUUCGACUCCCGCUCCGCGAGUUCGUCAAUCUCCCUCACGGAAGCAGCCGCAACCAGCCUCUUUCCAACUCCAAUACACCAACCGCUCUCACAAGCUCGCCUCUACUCGACCACCUCCCCUCGUCGACUUAUCACGCACUCCUCACAUACCACGCCACCUGCGCUUCUCUCGCUGCCAACGCGACAACCUCCCUGCUCUGGCUUCCCUCGGAAGCUGUCCCCGGCGCCGACUGCACCAACUGGAACCACCCCGCGCUCUGUCCGCGCAUGGGGCACUGGAGCUUUGCCGGCAAAACUCUCGCCCCGGCGACGCGCUGGUUCGCCGUGACGCUCGACUGGCUUGGCGAGCGGCUGCUGAAGGCGCCGUUACUGCCGUUCGACGCACAACUGGCUGACGCGGGAGAGCUUCUCGUUGUCGCUGUCCGCGAGAUUGGCAACUGCGAGUCGUGUCGCCGGGACGGGUUUCCGGUGUUGUUGGACUUUUUGCGCCUGUUGCGGAAACGUGUGGAAGGAGAGCUCGGGAAAGUUGAUAUCGUUCUAGAUCUCUGA